GUGGCCCUUGUAAUGCAGCUGCAGUACAUCUGUGGGAUAUGUGUAUGAAAAGAAGGGGAGGGUGGUUCUUAUUUCAUUGAGGGAACCAUCAGUCCCAGAGCACUUGCCUUCCAGGUCCAGCAGCUGGUCUGGGGAUAGGGCAGCUUCUGAAAUGCUAGGUGCAUCCGGUAUGCCAGGGAUGUGCUCAGGAGGAAGAGGAACAAAAAGCAAAUUCCCAGCUUUGUCCUACAGCUCAGAACAAAGCCUUCAGCAGGAAGGGCUGGACCUGGUGAAGCAGGAAAGGAGGGUUUGAAGUUCAUUCUUUCCAUCCCCCUGCACUGCCUUAAUUUCCUUCCCAUUGUUUUGAUCCCCUCAGCCUUGACAGUAGUGGUUUGCUUACCAGUGCUUCCGCUGCAGGGAUGGUGGGAGCUAUCUAGUCACUGGAGGAAGGUCUCAGCAGGGCUUGUGCUUUUUCAUAACCUGGCAGCCCAUGUCCCUGACUUGGGAGGCAAAGCUGUAGCCUGUCUUGCUGAUUUCCAUAUAAAUCACAAGACCACAACUGGAGCUUAGAUCUCUCGGAGCUUCAGAGAGAUCACCAGUGCCAAGGAGACACCACCACCAGUGCUGCCUCUGGAGAUGACCAGAGUUCCCCUUGGUGUGACCCUUUAGAUGGCAGGCAGAGCACAAUGCUUGCAAGGAGGCCGAAGAGGAAGGAAUAUAAAGAUGAGUCUGGGAUGGAUGAACGCUCCUCUCCCAGAGUGCGCAGGGCAACCACGUCCAGAGCUGAGAGGAUCUGGCCAGGGGGAGUCAUUCCCUAUGUGAUCGGAGGGAAUUUCACUGGAACCCAAAGAGCUAUCUUUAAGCAAGCGAUGAGGCACUGGGAGAAGCACACUUGUGUAACAUUUGUGGAGAGAACCGAUGAAGAGAGUUUCAUUGUGUUCACAUACAGAACAUGUGGAUGUUGCUCAUACGUGGGUCGCCGAGGAGGGGGCCCUCAGGCUAUAUCCAUUGGAAAGAACUGUGACAAGUUUGGUAUUGUGGCUCAUGAGCUGGGUCAUGUAGUGGGUUUCUGGCAUGAGCACACACGGCCUGACAGGGACCAGCAUGUCACGAUUAUCAGAGAGAACAUACAGCAAGGACAGGAGUACAACUUUUUAAAGAUGGAAGCUGGGGAAGUGAACUCACUGGGAGAGACCUACGACUUCGACAGCAUCAUGCAUUAUGCUAGGAACACAUUCUCCAGAGGGGUUUUUCUCGACACCAUCCUUCCCCGUCGUGAUGAUAACGGGGUCCGCCCAACUAUUGGUCAGCGUAUUCGCCUGAGUCAGGGAGACAUCGCUCAGGCAAGGAAGUUGUACAAAUGCCCAGCUUGUGGAGAGACUUUGCAGGACUCAACAGGGAAUUUUUCAGCCCCUGGCUUUCCAAAUGGCUACCCGUCCUAUUCCCACUGUGUCUGGAGGAUCUCAGUGACCCCAGGGGAGAAGAUUAUGUUAAACUUCACAUCAAUGGACCUAUUUAAAAGUCGCCUUUGCUGGUAUGAUUAUGUGGAGGUUCGUGAUGGCUACUGGAGGAAGGCUCCAUUGCUGGGUAGAUUUUGUGGUGACAAGAUCCCUGAACCAGUAAUUUCCACGGACAGCCGGCUGUGGAUAGAGUUCCGGAGCAGCAGUAACAUCCUGGGCAAAGGCUUCUUUGUGGCCUAUGAAGCUAUUUGUGGUGGAGAAAUUCACAAAGAUGCUGGCCAGAUCCAAUCGCCCAAUUACCCAGAUGACUACAGACCUUCCAAAGAGUGCAUCUGGAAGAUCACGGUUUCUGAGGGUUUUCACAUAGGAAUCACAUUCCAAGCCUUUGAGAUUGAAUGGCAUGAUGCAUGUUCUUAUGACUACCUGGAGAUCCGAGAUGGCCUAACUGAAUACAGCCCACUGCUUGGUCACUUCUGUGGCUAUGAGAAGCCAGAAGAUAUCAAAUCCAGUUCAAAUAAAGUAUGGAUGAAGUUUGCAUCUGAUGCAACCAUCAAUAAAGCAGGUUUUGCAGCAAAUUUCUUUAAAGAGAUGGAUGAAUGUUCUCUUCCAGACAAUGGUGGGUGUGAACAGCACUGUGAGAACACACUGGGCAGUUACAAAUGCACCUGUGAGCCUGGCUAUGAGUUGACAGCUGAUAAAAAGACCUGUGAAGCUGCGUGUGGGGGCUUCAUCACCAAGCUCAAUGGGACCAUUACUAGCCCUGGAUGGCCCAAGGAAUAUCCUACUAAUAAAAACUGCGUCUGGCAGGUGGUAGCUCCAGCCCAGUACCGGAUCUCUCUGCAGUUCGAAGUGUUUGAGCUGGAAGGCAAUGAUGUCUGUAAAUACGACUAUGUUGAGGUUCGUAGUGGGUUGGCUUCUGACUCCAAGCUUCAUGGCAAAUUCUGUGGCUCAGAGAAGCCUGAAGUAAUCACAUCGUAUGGCAACAACAUGAGACUGGAAUUCAAAUCAGACAACACGGUCUCCAAGAAAGGCUUUAAAGUUCACUACUUCUCUGACAAGGACGAAUGCUCCAAAGACAAUGGUGGUUGCCAGCAUGAAUGUGUCAACACCUUUGGUAGCUACACAUGCCAGUGCAGAAAUGGGUUCAUGCUGCAUGAUAACGGCCAUGACUGUAAAGAAGCUGGUUGUGAGCACAAGCUGAAUGGUGCAGAAGGAGUGAUGAGCAGUCCAAACUGGCCUGACAAGUAUCCCAGCCGGAAAGAGUGCACCUGGGACAUCUCUGCAACGCCUGGCCACCGAGUGAAAGUAACCUUCAAUGAGUUUGAGAUUGAACAGCACCAAGAAUGUGCCUAUGACCACUUAGAAAUGUAUGAUGGGCCCAACAGCAAAUCACCUGUCCUUGGCCGUUUCUGUGGCAGCAAGAAGCCAGACCCUGUAGUGGCUUCUACCAACAAGAUGUUCCUCAGGUUUUACUCUGAUGCUUCUGUGCAAAGAAAAGGUUUCCAGGCAAAGCACAGCACAGAAUGUGGUGGGCUCUUAAAGGCUGAAGUACGAACUAAGGAGCUGUAUUCCCAUGCUCAGUUUGGGGACAACAACUAUCCAGGUCAAACCAACUGUGACUGGGUGAUUGUAGCUGAAGAUGGCUAUGGGGUGGAGCUGAUAUUCCAGAUAUUUGAGAUUGAGGAGGAGGCUGACUGUGGGUACGACUACAUGGAAAUUUAUGAUGGUUACGACAGCACUGCACCCCGCCUGGGACGCUUCUGUGGCUCAGGGCCUCUGGAAGAAAUCUACUCUGCAGGGGAUUCCAUCAUGAUUCGAUUCCACACAGAUGACACCAUCAACAAGAAAGGCUUUCACGCCCAAUACAUAAGUACCAAAUUUCAGGAUGCAUUGCACAUGAGAAAGUAGUUUAACUGCUCCUCACAGACAUUCCCUGUCUGAAGACUGAAGCAUUUAACUGUGAUCUUUGGUGGAUUUUUUUCCUUUGAAGCUUCUGUGCACCUGGCCAAAAGCAGUGUACAGUAUUUUCUGUAACUAAAACUAAAUCCAGUCUCAAAGGUUUGCCUUUGCGAUUAUUAGUAUGACCCUUUCUUGUUAACAUACCCAGGACCAAAAAUUGUCUUCUAAUCAUACCUGUCAGGGCAUAAACAUUGUAUUUUGCACAGCUUGCCAUGGGGCUGAGUGAAGAUUGAGCUUGAAUUGAGAAAACCCUUCGUCUCUUGUGUGUCCUGUUUCUAGGUGGCAUUUCCUAAGCAUCCUGUACACACAAGCUGUCUCAACGUAUUUUCUGGAGCAGGUGAUGUGGACAGCCACCCAGUAGAAAUUUCUCAAAGGAGUAUAUAAGCUCCCUACUCUCCCCUACCAGCCCAAAAUACUCUGUGCAAUAAGUGAACAAUGAGAUGGCUGGAACUCCAUCACUGCUUCUGUCCUGUCUAUUUAUUGUCUUGGUUAUUGUGGGUUGAGAGCUAGGCAGGGGCACAGAGACAGUCUCCUUAGGGCUGCUAACUACUUGGAUCACGGUGAAUGAGAAGGGCCCAAUGCCUGAAUUGCAGUAAUUGUCACGGUGUAUGUUGAAUGGAAGUACUUCAAUGCAGUGGCCAAGGGAAGGGUGGUAGCUGACAGAAAAGUGCUGUGGUGAGGUGCAAGGCAUGACUGUGUGACAGUGGCAAAGCUUAGUAAUUAGAGCGCUGACAGCAUGCUUCAGUUAUACCACCAAGCAAUGCAACUCAGAGAGCUGUAGCAGCAGUUCAGGCCUUAUCUGAAAUACAGAAUCUCUCCUGCUUACUCCACCCACAUUAGCUUUCUUAGCCUUGUUUAUACUGCUUGCUUUCCUGAGUACCACUUCCCUGGGAGCCCUUCCUUUCUACAGCUAAGCUGCUCUCUCCAGGGCUCCCCACUACAACCUAGGAGUGCUGUUCAACAUCAGCUAGCCAGAGCAUCUCACCAGAGGAAAUACUGGGCCAGAGGUAGUCAUGGUGUCCAUGAGGCAGAGGGACAGAGGCCAUGCUGCAGGUCAGCUCUGGUGAGCUGGUGAAACCUGUCAAAUAUGUGUGAGCUCCAGGCAUGGGACUAGGAAUGGGAGAGCUGUGCUGAUUUCUGCUUCCUCCCAGCUCUUUGCUGGCUCAUGGCCCAGUCUCUUAACUUCAUGGCAGGGUUACAAGCAGGAUGGUGACUAAAGCACUUUGAGCUAUAAGGCUCAGACAUGCUCUGUGUUGCAGUUAUUUAUGUACAUAGAAGCUACCAAGCCAUGAGCUUGCAGAAUUAACAGGUAGCUUGGCACUUCUUUGGGAAAAAGGUAGUGAAAACUCUGCUUUUGAGGAAACCACUGUAAAUUGAACUGUUGCUAUGGGGAGGGGGCGUGGGGGGUGGGGGAGGAAAAGAAGAAAACGACUUUAUUCUGAAUGAUAUUUCAUUAAGGCACUCAUGGGCAAUUCUGAGCUAAAAGCUGCGGUAUGUUAGCUUUAAUAAAGUAUUUAUAAUCCAUGGAUUACUAUGUUUACAUAACCAAUGUACUGUCAGGCUCCGGGGUGAAACCUCCUCUCUGGUGUAUGACUGUGGAGAAAUGUAGGGCCAGCACUAGGCAGGCACAAAUGGCAUUCCUGGAGAUGAGGGCAUUUCCAGAUAGAUAAUAAAAUAGACCCAGCCCUCUCCAGAAGUCCUUGAACAGAACAUGGUCAAAGUAUUGUGAAUAUUAGGAGAAGCAAAUGCAUGAAAAUAUUUUCUUGCUUAGAACAAGAAAAAUAAAGUAAUUUAUACACACACACACAAGAAUAUAUGUAUAUAAAAUGUGCAUGUAGAAGACCAGUAGUCAAAGCCUUAAUAAGUGUCAUGUGAACGAUACUGUACCAUUGACUAUAGCUUUAUUGCAGGCUGUAUAAAGCCACGUUUUGUUUUUUAGCUCUGUUUUGUUCCUCUUUUCAAAUGCUAUGGCCUUUUUACAGGCAAGAACUCUGAUCUCAAGUUGUUUGAUCAUGCAGGUCUGGGGAAGUGAGCUCGGCUAGAUAGGGUCUGCAGUAGUCCUUCUCUUCCUUGCCCCUGUUCAAGCAAAACCACAGUGACUCGGGUCUGGAAAUAAAAGCAUGACACUGAUCCCUGUGAAUGAGAAAGAAGUUUCAGGUGGUAAGCAGUGGUUCAAGUUUCCUGGCUCUCUAAUGGGAGCAAUGACUCCGGAGAGAAGUGACCGUAGCAGCUUCCCAUGUACGUUAACAUCUUUGUUCCAUGUUCUGCCAUCUUUCCCAGACUGGCUCAUUGCAGAUGCCUGCAAUUCUGUUUGACAGAUCUACAACGCUUAGCAUUCAUGCAGGUGUCUCUUGUGACAGUGUGCUUGCAGCUGUUGUACUGUGCAUUUCAACCAAUGAUCUAUGUAGAAUAUUUCUGCUGUACUGACUGGGCUUAACAGUCAAUAAUUCUAAAUGUUUGAAAGUUUCUUCGUAAAAAAAAAAAGAAAAAAAAUGUCGGUCCCUCUAAUGUGUGUAAA
Messenger RNA from Pezoporus occidentalis (night parrot), 5916 nucleotides. It is a transcript of the gene TLL2, whose product is annotated as tolloid like 2. Gene Ontology annotation, molecular function: metalloendopeptidase activity; calcium ion binding; zinc ion binding. Gene Ontology annotation, biological process: proteolysis. NCBI's taxonomy places the organism in Eukaryota, Metazoa, Chordata, Aves, Psittaciformes, Psittacidae. The transcript has 19 exons. The coding region runs from base 666 to 3347 and encodes 893 amino acids. The record is from RefSeq and is a predicted model, not a curated record.